CACUUCCCCUCAAAACCCUAGCGUAUCUCUCUCUCUCUCUCUCUCUCUCUCUCUCUCUCUCUCUCUCUUCGAAGCAACAAUGGCGGGCCAAUUUUUGGACGAAGCGACAACGAAAGAGGUUCUUCGCCAGGUGGAGUUCUACUUCAGCGACAGUAAUCUUCCAAUCGAUGAUUUUCUCAAGAAAACCGUCACUGAAAGCGAGGAUGGAAUGGUUAGUUUGGCAUUGAUAUGCUCCUUCAGUAAGAUGAGAGGUUAUUUGAAGCUGGGUGAUACAAAAGCAGAGGACAUUCCGGAAGAUAAACUGAAGGCUGUUGCUGAGACUCUUCGGACCUCUUCGGCCCUCAAGGUUUCAGAAGAUGGGAAGAAGGUUGGUAGGGGCUCAACAUUGUUGAAGCUGGAAGAGUUAAUGGAGCAACUAAAUGUGAGAACCAUAGCUGCAUCACCGUUUGCAUAUGAUGCUAAAAGGGAAGACUUGGAAACCUUUUUUGGUCAUUAUGGACAGGUUAAUAGUUUGAGGUUGCCCCGUCAUGCAGCAGACAAGAGGAUAUUUUGUGGCACUGCCUUGGUUGAGUUCUCUUCUGAAGAUGAGGCCCAAAAGGUUUUGAAGCAGAAUUUGGUCUAUGCGGGCUUGGAGUUGGAAAUGAAACCAAAGAUGGAAUUUGAUGAUGAAAGGGAAAAAGAUGAAGAAAAAUUUGCUAGUUUCCGCUCCCAAAAGGGUUCGAAUAAUAAGAAUGGUUCUGGUUCCGAAGCAAAUUAUCCCAAGGGUUUGAUAGUUUCGUUCACGCUUAAGCGCUCGGCUGAAGGGGAUUCUACAGAAGCAAACAGUUCUGAGGAGCCAUCGAAAAAUACUGUGGAUGGAAGCGAAUCAAAACCAUCAGAUAAUGUUGAUGAUAAAGAGAACGCUGGUGUGGAUGAAGAUGAUGAGAAGUCUUCUGGUGUUUCUCUCGGAAAUGGGGAGAAAGAAGAAAAAGGAGCAGCAAGAGUCCAUAAGGACAAUAAGAAUGUUGUGUUGCGUGAAGACCUCAAGGCUGUUUUUGGAAAAUUUGGUGAUAUCAAGUAUGUCGAUUUCAUGAUGGGAUCUGAGUCAGGAUACAUUCGGUUCGAUGAACCUGAAGCAUCUCAGAAAGCUCGUGCUGCAGCUGUUUUAGCUCAAGAAGGUGGAUUAGCCGUGAAGAAUUUUAUAGCUGUCCUAGAACCUGUUACUGGCGAAGCCGAGAAGGAGUACUGGGACCGUAUCCGUGGUGAUGGAGACCGGUUCUUUAACAAGGGUGGCCGAGGGAGGGGAGGAAAGCAUCAUAAAGGAGGAAGGUUCGGGCGAAAGAGAGGGUCGGAUUCCCCGAGGGGCCGUCCAAACAAGGCUCAGAAAGCUUGAGAGCACAAGAGAGGGGGUUAGCUUUAUGAAUCGAUUUGCCUCUCUUUUGUUUUUGUUUUUGUUUUGGUAAACCUUGUUUUUCCCCAUAUGCUUUUGCUUUUGAGUCGCAAUGUUCUGAAAGCUUAUUUACUUGUGGCUGUGUUCCACUGUUGACAAAAAAACAAAUGGUCGCAGUUUUAGAGUUAUUGAAGCUGCAAUUGCGAUGGCAAAGGCAAAAACUUUUGAGGUAUUUCAUUUUGGAAAAGGCUCGAUCAAGUGUCUUUGA
Tarenaya hassleriana is the source of this 1637-nucleotide messenger RNA. Its product is annotated as la protein 1. NCBI's taxonomy places the organism in Eukaryota, Viridiplantae, Streptophyta, Magnoliopsida, Brassicales, Cleomaceae. The coding region runs from base 80 to 1372 and encodes 430 amino acids. Gene Ontology annotation, molecular function: mRNA binding. The record is from RefSeq and is a predicted model, not a curated record. Gene Ontology annotation, cellular component: nucleus. Gene Ontology annotation, biological process: RNA processing. The transcript is spliced from 10 exons.